Messenger RNA from Strongylus vulgaris, 408 nucleotides. The record is from the annotation of a GenBank genome assembly. Lineage: Eukaryota; Metazoa; Nematoda; Chromadorea; Rhabditida; Strongylidae.
AUGUUAAGAACAUCAUAUCACUGGGCAUACAUCCAAAACUUGGCAACCCAGCAAUAUAGCCCUAAAAUGAGAAAAACGGAGAACUUUAUGUCGUACUCGUCCAAAAACUGUCAAGCUUUUGCAGGUUUGUUAAGAAAAACCAUUUAUGACACCUACGUCGAAUUAAAUCAGUUCACUUCUCCUUAUGAUGCUCUUUGGAUUGUGCUUGUGCAAGUCUCGGCUGUGUUUCUAUGUUAUCACAGUAGUAAAUUUGCGUGCAAGGUUAUGAUGCAACGCCUAGGAUUCGCUCUACCAAUGGCACUGGCUGUUCCGACUACGGUGCUCGUAUUGUCCACCACAUGUACUUUCCGCUCGGUGGACUCUUGUUAUAUGACGAAUGCUCUCACGAAGAGGCCAUAUUUUUCAUAG